CGCCCGCCGCCGCCGCCGCCUUCGCGCUCCUGGGCCGGGGAGCAGCCGCCGCCGCCGCCGCCGCCGCCGCGGCACAUGGAGCUGGCCAGCAGUGGCGCCCCGACCUCCACCCCGCGACCGCCCGACCAGAUAACUUGGGGAAAAUGGAAACAGACGAGGCUCAAGAUAUGUCCCAAGUUUCAGGGAAAGAAAGCCCCCCAUUAAGUGAUGUCCCAGACGAUGGUGAUGAUUCCAUGCCGGUGCCGGAAGAUCUUUCGACCAGCACAGGAGGACAGCAGAAUUCUAGGAAUGAGAGGAUUUUGGCCAGUAAUGUUAAAAUAGAGACACAGAGUGAUGAAGAGAAUGGGCGUGCCUGUGAAAUGAAUGGGGAAGAAUGUGUCGAGGAUUUACGAAUGCUUGAUGCCUCGGGAGAGAAAAUGAAUGGCUCGCACAGUGGCGCCAAAGCCAUGUCAGGUGUUGGGGGCAUUCGGCUCCCCAACGGAAAGCUAAAGUGUGAUAUCUGUGGGAUAAUUUGCAUCGGUCCCAAUGUUCUUAUGGUUCACAAGAGGAGCCACACCGGCGAACGCCCCUUCCAGUGUAGUCAGUGCGGGGCGUCCUUUACUCAAAAAGGCAACUUACUCCGCCACAUCAAGUUGCAUUCUGGGGAAAAGCCGUUCAAGUGCCACUUGUGUAACUAUGCGUGUCGCCGGAGAGAUGCUCUGACGGGCCACCUGAGGACCCAUUCUGUUGGCAAGCCCCACAAAUGUGGAUAUUGCGGUCGGAGCUAUAAGCAACGGAGCUCUUUGGAAGAACACAAGGAGCGCUGCCACAACUAUUUGCAAACCAUGAACCUCUCGGGCGGCCUUUAUCCUGGCAUGAAAGAGGAAAUAAGCCAGAGCGAAAUGGCCGAAGACCUGUGCAAAAUGGGAUCUGAGAGAUCCCUCGUGCUGGACAGACUCGCGAGUAACGUCGCCAAACGUAAGAGUUCUAUGCCUCAGAAAUUUGUGGGGGAGAAAUGCCUAUCUGAUGUUCCUUACGAUGCCACCAUCAGUUACGAGAAGGAGAACGAUAUGAUGCAAACCCACGUCAUGGACCAGGCGAUCAACAACGCCAUCAGCUACCUAGGGGCAGAAUCGUUGCGCCCCCUGGUGCAAACCCCACCGGGCGGCGCCGAAGUUCUGCCCGUGAUCAGCCCAAUGUAUCAGCUCCACAAACCCCCUGGAGACAACCACGCCCGUUCCAAUCACGCUGCUCAGGACAGUGCCGUCGAAAACUUGCUCUUGCUGUCGAAAGUCAAAUCGAUCUCGUCGGAAAGGGACCCGUCGCCCAGCAACAGCGGCCACGACUCCACCGACACGGAGAGCAAUAACGAGGAACGCAGCGGUUUAAUUUACCUAACAAAUCACAUAGCGCCGCAUGCGCGCAACGGCCUCUCUGUGAAGGAAGAACAUCGGCAAUACGACGUCAUGAGAGCAGGCAGCGACAGCUCUCAGGAUGCUUUCAAAGUCAUCAACGGCAACGGAGAGCAAGUGAAAGUUUACGUCUGUGAACAUUGUAGAGUCUUGUUCUUAGAUCAUGUCAUGUACACCAUCCACAUGGGCUGCCAUGGGUUCCGUGAUCCGUUUGAAUGCAACAUGUGUGGCUAUCACAGCCAGGACAGGUAUGAGUUCUCUUCUCACAUAACCCGAGGCGAACACCGUUUCCGCAUGAGUUAAAACUGCACAAAACAAAAUAUGAACGGCAACAGGGAAACAUCUAAUUCGAAUCAAAAGGUUGGGCCCCCACACAUGGACUCCUCUCGAUAGUACGCACACAUAGUUCAGCUUUAUGCUAUUAAUAUCAAUGCUUUUGCUGCCAAAAGAUAUAAGCCAUCCAAAACAUUAGUAAAGCAAGUAAAAGGUUUUUUAAGUUAGGUGGAAGAAACCCGUUCUUGUUAGCAAUUCUUUUCAUCCGCUCCUCCCCGCCUCUUCAUCUGAGGCCGUUAACGGCACACUCAUAUCCAAAUCUGAUUGAAAACAAGAAAGACCGAAUUAACACUGACCUUUACUCUGUCGAUGGUCUAAAAAGAACUGAAAAGGCACUAUAUAUUGAUACAGUGUUGUAAUAAUAUUAUAAGAAGGUUCUCUUCGUUCCCAGUUUUCAUUUUUUAAAAAGCAAAUCUCCGUCUCAUUUGCAAAGGUAUAAGGAAAGAAGCAUAUGUUUGUAAGGCACCUACUAUUUUGAAAAAAAGAAAGAAAGCUGAAAAUUCAGAGACCACUCUGCAAUACAGUGCACUCUGAGCAUACAAUACCUUUGAGUUUUGGUGGUUCGUACAUUUUCCCCACUCCUGAACUCACUACUCAGCAGAUCAGAGAAUGUCCAUGGUUUCUGAAAGCAAGUAAAAUGGGACAUUUAAGAACAUAAGAACAGGCCAGCUGGAUCAGACCAGAGUCCAUCUAGUCCAGCU
Sphaerodactylus townsendi is the source of this 2425-nucleotide messenger RNA. RefSeq names its product IKAROS family zinc finger 1 (gene IKZF1). The record is from RefSeq and is a predicted model, not a curated record. The transcript has 8 exons. Bases 144 to 1694 code for a protein of 516 amino acids. NCBI's taxonomy places the organism in Eukaryota, Metazoa, Chordata, Lepidosauria, Squamata, Sphaerodactylidae. Gene Ontology annotation, biological process: regulation of transcription by RNA polymerase II. Gene Ontology annotation, molecular function: RNA polymerase II cis-regulatory region sequence-specific DNA binding; DNA-binding transcription factor activity.